AUGCGAAUCCUUGGCAUGGGUGAAGAAUGGAAGGGUGGGGAUGUCAUGAGAAGUCCGGGGGGUGCUCAGAAAAUCCACAUAAUCCGCAAUGCCAUGCAAAAGUGGAAGGAUGACCCUAAGAAGAUCGUCAUGUUCACUGACAGCUACGAUGUGGUACUGCUGGGGAGCCCAGAGCAGGUGAAGAAAGAGUUCGAGGCGAGUGGGGCGAGGGUGCUCUUCUCUGCCGAGGCCUUCUGUUGGCCCGAUGAUACGCUCAUCCCCAAAUACCCCGCCGUCGAGAACGGGAAGAGGUUCCUCAACUCUGGUGGUGAGAUUUUCCACAACCUCAACAUCUUCGUGACGGUUUUCGAAGGAGCCCUCAUGUCUGGCGAGAACUGCAGCAUCAUAAUGUAUCGGUUUUUCAGGCACCGAGUCGCCGCUCCACGACUAGAAGACAAUAGGCAUAUAUUGCCCCGGUUCAUCGGGUAUGCGAAGGACCUGUACGACAUGCUUUCGGAAGGGGAAUCGUUGAAGGAUGACGAUGACGAUCAGCUCUUUUACACGCUCAUUUACUUGGACGAGAAGAAGAGAGCGAAAUACGGCAUGAAGUUGGAUCACCAGAGCCACAUCUUUCAGAACCUCAAUGGAGCCCUCGGAGAAGUGGAGUUGCUCUUCCGGGGGAAGGAGGCGUACCUGCAGAAUACGGCAUAUGGGACGGUGCCGUUGGUUGUCCAUGGAAAUGGGCCAAGCAAGGUGUCCCUCAAUUCACUGGGCAAUUACCUCGCCAAGGCAUGGAAUCCACAGGACGGUUGCCUCGAGUGCAAGGAGAACAUGAUCGACCUUGAACACAAAGAUGUCCGUUGUGUACCUCCACAUUUCAUUCUCAAAGCAGAAAAGGAGUGGCCUCAGGUUCUGAUUGCAAUCUUCAUUGAACAAGCAACUCCCUUCUUUGAAGAAUUCUUGAACCGCAUCGAGGGACUUGUGUAUCCCAAGUCCAAAAUUCAUCUCUUCAUCCAUAAUGCUGCGGAGUUCCAUGAGAAGGAUGUGAAGGAAUUUGUGGAUCAAGAGAGAGACCCUGCUUAUGCAAGUGUCAAGCUCAUUCAUGCCUUAGAUAACAUCAAGGAGUGGCAUGCACACAACCUUGCCAUGGAGCAUGCAGUGAAGAAGGACUGCGAAUGGGUGUUGAGCAUCGAAUCCACUGCUCAUCUGGACAAUCCUUACGCUCUCCGCCUCCUCAUCGAGCAAAACCGGACCGUGUUGGCCCCUCUGAUGAUAAGGCCGUACCGAGCUUGGAGUAAUUUUUGGGGAGCACUCACGUCGGAUGGUUUCUACGCUCGCUCCUUCGAUUACAUGGACAUCAUCCAGGGAGAAAAGAGAGGGGUCUGGAACGUUCCCUACAUCUCAUCCGCUUACAUAAUUCACCGCUCCAUCAUCAAGGACAAGGAUAGGAAGCCGUCAUACAUCAAGAACCUUCUGGAUCCCGACAUGGCAUUCUGCGAGAAUCUCAGGGAAAAGGUUCGUCCCAUUUUUCCCAUUCCUCCGUCGUUGGUGAAAGGGAUCUCCAUGUUCGUGACGAAUCGCCUCGACUGGGGGCAUCUGGUGGAUCCAGAGAACUUUGAGACGACCCACCUUCAUAACGAGCUGUUCGAGAUCAUCAACAACCGCUGGGAUUGGGAAAAGCGCUAUAUCCAUCCUAAUUAUUCCCAAAGUCUCCAAGAAGAUGCCGUUCUCUCUCAGCCAUGUCCUGACGUGUUUUGGUUCCCUAUGGUCUCCGACCGUUAUGCCAAGGAGCUGAUCGAGGAACUUGAGACCUUCGGAAGAUGGUCUGAUGGUACAAAUUAUGAUCCUCGCUUACAGGGGAGCUAUGAGAAUGUACCCACAGUGGACAUUCACAUGAAACAGAUAGGGUUUGAGGAAGAGUGGCUUCACUUCCUGCGGGAGUACGUUCGUCCUCUGCAAGAGUUGGCCUUCAAGGGCUACACGAAUGACGACCCUCGCAUUGAGGGUGGCUAUGAGAAUGUGCCCACUGUGGACAUCCAUUUGAAUCAAGUGGGCUUAGAGAAACAGUGGCUGUUUUUCCUGAAGGAGUAUGUGUAUCCCCUGGUGCAGAAGGCAUUUCAAGGCUACGAGAGCGAUCCGCCAACUGCUAUCAUGAACUUUGUGGUGCGCUACAAGCCAGAUGAGCAACCAUCCCUGCGGCCUCACCAUGACUCCUCUACAUACACCAUCAACAUUGCCCUCAAUCGAGCUGGGGUUGACUUUCAGGGAGGGGGAUGUCGGUUCCCCCGCUACGACUGCAGCGUGAAUGACACAAAGCUCGGCUGGCUUAUCAUGCACCCGGGAGGACUGACGCAUCUCCACGAAGGACUGCCCGUCACAAAUGGGACCCGGUACAUCUUGGUGUCCUUUGUGGACCCAGACGAAUCCGAACUGGAGACGUGCGGAGAUGGAUGCGAAGAUCACAAUGACCUUGUCUCUCAAGUAUUCUAUCCUACCUCCUCUUCCUCCUCAUCCUCUUCUGGUCCUUCUUCCCCUGCAAAUUAUUCCUCCCCUACUAAUUCUUCUUCCCCUUCUAAUUCUUCCUUCUCUCUCAACCUAACUCGAGAGGAAGAAGAGGAUUAUUCCGAAGAAGAUCCCCUUGAUUACUGGAAACCUCCUGACUUCUCCCGCCAAGCCUAUGGUGGAGGCUGUCAGUUUCUGCGCUACAACUGUAGUAUCCGAGCGACGAAACGGGGCUGGAUGCUCAUGCACCCUGGUAGAUUGACGCACCUCCACGAGGGCUUGCCUGUCACCAAAGGAGUGCGCUACAUCCAAAUCUCUUUUGUUGAUCCUUGACUGCCUCUCUCCAUCUCACAUCUCAUGUGAUAUUGUAGAAAAAGAAUAACUUAAAAACAUUGGAAGCCACUUCUCCUGCAAACCGAGGCUUUAAUGGAGCGCAUUUCCACGACUGAGUGCGUGUCUGUGCAAUCUCUUUUGCAUACUUCAUUGUUUUAUUUUUCCCCCGUGUUUUGUCCGUGUUUUCGUUGUUCAUGCAACCAGCGCGAGAGAAAACACUGCUCUUCCAAGUGAUAUUGUUGAACGGUUUGUACUUGAAUCCUGCAUUUGACAAACACGAACGAUAAUAAAUUAUGGAUGAGACUCAACAUCGUUCGAAGACUCGAUAGAGAUCGGGAAGAUGAGCGACUUGGAUGAAGGUGGCAUCGGAAGCAAAGCUCUUGGGAGGAGACAGCAUCUGGCGCAUGGCUGGAUACACUACGUGCUCCGUCGUCCAUUCCCAGUUCUCUUUUUUCAUCUGGAACAGGCACAGG
This is a messenger RNA of Darwinula stevensoni, 3287 nucleotides long. NCBI's taxonomy places the organism in Eukaryota, Metazoa, Arthropoda, Ostracoda, Podocopida, Darwinulidae. The record is from the annotation of a GenBank genome assembly.